GACCAUCUUCCAAGCUUGUGAAUGAACCCAGCUCUGUUAGAAUGAUUAAAACAUGUCCUCAAAGAGAUGUUUUGUCUUAAAUUCUCCUUCACAUUGCUAAGGUACCAGAUGAGGCGAUUGAAUGAUUGAUAGAUAACUAAACAGUCCCAGCCUAAGCCAUCUGAAAUGGCAUUUUCCCCAAGAAUAUUAGAAUUCCACAUGUACCACAUCGGUAGCUCCAUUGGCAGUGUAGUCUGGUACAGAGAGUGAGAGGGUAGACGAUAAAGGGUAGGGUAGAGGUAAUGCUGAAGGAUGCUUACUUGGAUAGAGUCAAUAAGUGAUUAAGAGGACUCAUGGCCUAGGUGUGCGACUUCCGUUGCACACUAAGGAAGGUACUACUUAGCCUAAGGUCUCCCCCAUUGGAGGAGGGCCUACAUCAUCGUUUGGCAGUGCAGGCCUGCCCUUGCGAGGCUCAUUCCCAAUCCCAUCUAGUUCUAGAAUCUAACAUUCUAAUUUGGUACCAAUGUUUAAACCUUUCAUGCAGUUUUAGUUAACCUGCAGUUACAUUGUCAAUACAGAGAUAAUUUAAUGUCAUCACAGGCUCUAUAAAGAUAAACUCAUAUAGUAAUCAUGUUGGUAUCCCAUAGAGCGAGGUCUUAAACUCACCAAAUAAGUUUGAUCUAAUACUUAUCUCAAGAUUUACUUUUCUUGAUAAAUAAUCUAGAUUAAUUACCUACACGAAAUUAGUAAAACAUAUUGAUCCACAACUGCAGGUAUGGUUUGCUCUUAUUUUUCCAAAGUGGAAAGUUUUGGAAUUCUAAAAAAAUUGAAAGUUUACAAGAACUAACAAUUAUAUAUAUCUUACGUAGUUUUUUUGCCUAAAAUAGUUUUCUGUGUCUUUGAUGAGUAAUGUGCCAACUGUUACAUGAAUUGACUUUUGACACAAACAACUGGAAAGCAACACAUUAGACUCUUGAGACCCAUCACGAGAUUGCAUGCAUGAGACGCCUGUGAAUAUAGCCGCAGCUAAAAAGAAGUAAAAUUAAGAGAGUGAGAGAUAAGAAUUAAAAAUAGAAACCAACUGUCACAAAUCUAUCAGCACAUGAAACCAAUUAUAGAAACCAACCAACCAACCAAUCACACUUGUUCAGUAUAUAAACUGUCAACUCCACUCAAACCCCAUUCAAACUCAUUCUUCUUAAGAUCCAUUGACAGUAUUUCAAUAUUUUUCAGUUUAAUGGGUAUUCUCCGUUUUAUGUUGCUGGUUAGUUUGGGUUUGGCUUUGUUCGGUUUGAAAACGACCGUGUCACAGCCACAACAGGCACAAGUCCCUUGCUUUUUCAUUUUCGGUGACUCCUUAGUCGAUAAUGGAAACAACAACAGGUUGAUUUCGCUUGCGAGGGCUAAUUACCGACCUUAUGGAAUUGACUUUCCCCAAGGUUCAACCGGACGGUUCACCAACGGUCGCACCUACGUUGAUGCACUAGCUCAAAUUUUUGGAUUUCGGACUUACAUUCCACCGUAUUCUAGGAUUCGUGGCCAGGCUUUGCUAAGAGGUGCAAAUUUCGCAUCUGGUGCAGCUGGCAUUAGAGAUGAGACCGGUGACAACUUGGGUGCACAUACUUCUAUGAACCAGCAGGUAGAGCUGUACACGAGCGCAGUUGAGCAGAUGCUUAGAUACUUCAGAGGAAACACAAAUGAGCUGCAAAGAUACUUAAGCCGUUGUAUCUUUUAUACCGGAAUGGGAAGUAACGAUUAUCUCAACAAUUACUUCAUGCCUGACUUCUACUCAACCAGUACCACUUUCAACGACAAAACCUUUGCAGAUUCCCUCAUUAAAGACUACACACAACAGCUCACCCGAUUGUACCAAUUUGGAGCUCGGAAAGUGGUUGUGACUGGAGUGGGACAGAUCGGUUGCAUACCUUACCAGCUGGCCCGCUACAAUAAUCGUAACAACAGUUCCGGAAGAUGCAAUGAAAAGAUCAACAAUGCAAUUGUGUUGUUCAACUCUCAAGUCAAGAACCUAGUGGACCGUUUCAACAAAGGUCAGUUGAAAGGAGCCAAGUUCGUUUACCUUGAUUCUUACAAGAGUACCUAUGAUCUCGCUGCCAAUGGAGCCGCUUACGGAUUUGAGGUUGUGGACAAAGGUUGUUGUGGGGUGGGAAGGAACAAUGGUCAAAUAACGUGUCUGCCGCUGCAGACCCCGUGCCCUGACCGAACCAAGUAUCUCUUUUGGGAUGCGUUUCAUCCAACAGAGACUGCUAACAUAUUGCUUGCAAAAUCUAAUUUCAACUCCCGUGCUUACUCUUACCCCAUGAGCAUUCAAGAACUAGCCAAUCUUUGAAGAGAAGGAGAUUGUUCUCCCAGACGAAUGCAUAUAUGUCAUGUAACAUGGCUAUUUAUAAUGUAUUUCUUUUUCCUUUAUGUUAAUUUAUGUUUCUUUGAAAUAACUAUCGUUUCUUUGUUUCUGUAUUGUUCCUCUCACUUACUCUCAACUAUGAGAGAAAAUAUGAGAAAGUGCUCGCGUUGAUUGAAAAAAUUGCAUUUACGGUUCUGUCCCAUUGGAACA
Molecule: messenger RNA, 2551 nt
Organism: Camelina sativa (false flax)
Lineage: Eukaryota; Viridiplantae; Streptophyta; Magnoliopsida; Brassicales; Brassicaceae
Product: GDSL esterase/lipase At1g33811
Molecular function (GO): hydrolase activity, acting on ester bonds
Source: RefSeq, a predicted model, not a curated record